Penicillium pulvis is the source of this 444-nucleotide messenger RNA. RefSeq lists its product as uncharacterized. The coding region runs from base 1 to 444 and encodes 147 amino acids. The transcript has a single exon. NCBI's taxonomy places the organism in Eukaryota, Fungi, Ascomycota, Eurotiomycetes, Eurotiales, Aspergillaceae. The record is from RefSeq and is a predicted model, not a curated record.
AUGCAAUACCGACUUGUAGCUCUGUUCGCCAUGACCGUCACCGCAGUCCCUGUCAUCCUGACAGGCGGUAGCAACGCUAUCCUCCCCCGCUGGGAGGAAUAUCUUACCAAUAACGUCGGUAUUGCAGCCAAUGCCCUGAGCAACGAAGACAGCACUAGCAGUCAGAACGCCAAGCGUGAAGAAAAUGGUCUUAUUGCUGAUUACACCCAACUGGCUGAAGACUAUGUCAAUGCCGUGAAACGCUCUGAUGAGGACCUCAUCGGCAAUCUUGGUGUCUCAGCCAAUGCCCUGAGCAAUGGAGGUAGCACUGGCGUUCAGAACGCGAAGCGUGCUGAUGACGUCUCGGUUGGUCCAGUUGGGGUGGGACUUCCUGGCGUUGACGUUGGGAAUAUCGUGAAGCGCGCCGAGGAUGUCGAGAUUGGUCUCAUUGAGAUCCGUCGUUAA